CUGCGAUGCGUUUCUUGGGCGCCGCGUUCCUGUUCCUGGCACUCAGCGCCUCCGCCCUGGCCAAGCCGGUGCAUUUCAAGGACUGCGGUUCUGGGGUCGGAGUUGUAAAGGAAGUGAAUGUGAACCCAUGCUCCACCCAGCCCUGCCAACUGCACAAAGGACAGUCUUACAGUGUCAAUGUCACGUUCACCAGUAGCACUCAGUCUCAAAGUAGCAAAGCUGUGGUGCAUGGCAUUGUGAUGGGCAUCGCAAUUCCCUUUCCUAUUCCUGAGCCUGAUGGUUGUAAGAGUGGAAUCAGCUGCCCCAUUGAAAAAGACAAGACCUAUAGCUACCUGAAUAAACUACCUGUGAAGAGUGAAUACCCCUCUAUAAAACUGGUGGUAGAGUGGGAACUUAAGGAUGACAACGACCAACGUCUCUUCUGCUGGCAAAUCCCAGUACAGAUUGAAAGCUAGAGCUAUUUGAUGCCAAUAUGUCCGUCUGGGGGUGAGAGAGCACGGGUGGAGCGAGAGGAGGAGAAAUCAAGUCUAAACUAAAUCAGUGCCAUAAGAUGAAAGGAAUUUCUAGACUGCCGUUCUAGCCUCUCAACCUCCAAAAGCAUCUAAGGACCCUAUUUCCUGAGAGCUCAGAACUGUCGCCCCUGUAUUAUCCUUUGUAAAAGGGUUGAAGGAAGGAAGAGAAAGU
Messenger RNA from Eubalaena glacialis (North Atlantic right whale), 684 nucleotides. Its product is annotated as NPC intracellular cholesterol transporter 2. Gene Ontology annotation, molecular function: cholesterol binding. Gene Ontology annotation, biological process: intracellular cholesterol transport; cholesterol efflux. The record is from RefSeq and is a predicted model, not a curated record. Bases 6 to 455 code for a protein of 149 amino acids. Lineage: Eukaryota; Metazoa; Chordata; Mammalia; Artiodactyla; Balaenidae. The transcript has a single exon.